CUCUGUCCCUCUCUCUGGCUUUGUCUCUCGAUCUCUCUCUAUCUCUGUGUGUGUUGGACCCACUGUACCUGUCGCUGUGUCGCUGUGUCGCUGUGUCGCUGUGUCGCUGUGUCGCUGUGUCGCUGUGUCGCUGUGUCGCUGUGUCGCUGUGUCGCUGUGUCGCUGUGUCGCUGUGUCGCUGUGUCGCUGUGUCGCUGUGUCGCUGUGUCGCUGUGUCGCUGUGUCGCUGUG
Molecule: messenger RNA, 231 nt
Organism: Monosiga brevicollis MX1
Lineage: Eukaryota; Choanoflagellata; Craspedida; Salpingoecidae
Exons: 2
Source: RefSeq, a predicted model, not a curated record